Messenger RNA from Canariomyces notabilis, 1525 nucleotides. Its product is annotated as Aldo/keto reductase. Gene Ontology annotation, molecular function: oxidoreductase activity. NCBI's taxonomy places the organism in Eukaryota, Fungi, Ascomycota, Sordariomycetes, Sordariales, Chaetomiaceae. The record is from RefSeq and is a predicted model, not a curated record. The transcript has 6 exons. Bases 334 to 1380 code for a protein of 348 amino acids.
CACUCGUUCUUGUCCGAACUUCCGGACGGGUGGUGGGUCUCAAAGUCCCCGCCAGCCCGGCAAAGAACAGCAUGUCAUGUGGCGUCAUUGGUUCUCUGCACUAGUGUAGCAACGAAGUCUCUUGCUUGCAACUUGCAACGGCAUUUUCGAGCAUUCGAUGACUCGGGCAGGCAAUCUUCCGUCCCCUCAUAUCUUGCCUUAUAAGUAGCUGAACGCCAUCCCUUGCCCAGGUCCAUCUCCUCGUCUGAGUCGAGGCUCCAGCUUGAGAAGAACUGCUCAAGAUUGUACGUAACAGCUCAGACUAAUAUCCCAAUAAGCAGUCUGUCUGUAAAGAUGUCGUCUCCCUCAGCCAAACCCAGGGUCAUUCUGGGGUUGAUGACCUUUGGACCUGAUGAGUCUGCUGGAGCACGUAUCACCGACCUGGGCGAGUACAACAAGGUGCUCGACCUGUUGCAAUCGCGUGGCUACAAUGAGGUGGACACGGCCCGGGUCUAUGUCGGAGGCAAGCAGGAGGCGUUCACCCGCGAUGCGCGGUGGAAGGAGCGCGGCUUGACUUUGGCUACUAAGAUUGUGUAUCCCAAUCAGCCCGGGGCGAAUACACGUGAGAAGGUGAUUGAGUCGAUGGAGACUAGUUUGAAGGAGUUGGGCGCCGAGAGAGUGGAUAUUGUUUAUCUUCACGCGCCGGACCGCGCCGUGCCCUUUGCCGAGACACUUGCGGCUAUUGACGAACUGCACAAGGCCGGCAAAUUUGUACGGUUUGGGCUCAGCAACUUUACAGCGUUUGAGGUGGCCGAGAUCGUCAUGACGUGCAAGUACAACGGUUGGGUGCACCCGACUGUCUACCAGGGCAUGUAUAACGCCAUCACGCGCAGCAUCGAGCCUGAGCUGAUUCCGGCGUGUCGGCGAUAUGGCCUCGACAUCGUCGUGUACAACCCGAUCGCAGGCGGGCUCUUCUCAGGCAAGAUCAAAUCAACCGACAUGGUCCCCGCGUCAGGAAGGUUCAGCGACGUGGCGGCGUCGGGCCGGCUGUACCGGGACCGGUACUUCCGCGAAUCCACUUUCCGGGCGCUGCAGGUGAUUGAGCAGGCGGUGCAGAAGGCCGGCUUGACCAUGAUUGAAACGGCGCUGCGCUGGGUGAUGCAUCACUCGGCGCUGAAGAUCAAGGACGGGAAUGACGGCGUGAUUAUUGGGGUUUCGAGCCUGGAGCAGCUCGAUCAGAACUUGACCCUUCUCGAGAAGGGUCCGCUGCCUGAGGAGCUUGUCAAGGCCCUGGACGAGGCGUGGGCUAUUAGCAAGGCUGAUACGGCGCCGUACUGGCAUAAGGAGCUUGCGUAUACGUAUGAUACUGAGGAGGCGCUGUUUAGGAAGGGGGCGAAAUGAGCUGCGGAUGAUGCUGUAGGAGACGGAAACUCAGAACUGAGGGCCGUAGAGUCAUUAGGACUUCAGACAGUUGCUCGACAGUUCCCUGGUUUACAAUCGUCUAGGAGUCGAACAUGUAAUCCAAGAUGCAGCAUUGACCCCCUGU